UGCAUGUAUUACAAUUCAACUGUACUGUACUAUCAAAUUAUCUGUUGUCAUGUACAACCAAAUUCGAAGUACAUCAUGAGAAUCAUUGGGUUGUUGAUAUUAAUUGUUUUUAUUUUAUUUUUUUGCACUUUGAAAACAAUUUGAAUAGUUUCGAACUUAAAAGUGUUUGACUAGUAGAGAGGUUCACAUAUUUUGAAGACAAAUUUCAAAGCUUAUCCUCACAAACACUACAUGACAAGUGACUUUAUAUGUAUUGACUCUGACUUAUGUUGCCGUCGUUGUUUUGUUUAUAGUCUGAAUACUCUGUUUCAACAUCACCAAAAGUAGAACACAAAACAGAGGAAAACGAAAACAAUGUCGAUUUUUCUGUAUUUCAUCUUGUUUCUUCUUCCUCCCGUGCUAUUAACGUUAAUAUUCAUGAAUAAAACCAACGACUCGAAAAAGAAUCUUCCUCCUGGCCCACCGAAGCUUCCGAUCAUCGGAAACCUACAUCAGCUACAAGGGAUGCUUCACAGAUGGCUUCACGAUCUCUCCAAGAAACACGGACCCGUGAUGCUUCUCCGUCUAGGUUUUCUCGAUUUGGUUGUGAUCUCAUCGAGCAAAGCGGCUGAAGAAGCACUUAAAGUACAUGACCUUGACUGUUGUACAAGACCUAAGACCAACGCUUCAUCAAAAUGCUGGCGUGAUGGUAAAGACAUCGCCUUUGCGUCAUACGGUGAGGUUUCGAGAGAGCUGCGCAAAGUUUCUGUUCUUAACUUUUUCAGCACGAAAAUGGUUCGAUCUUUUAGGUACAUAAGAGAAGAAGAGAAUGAUUUGAUGGUCAAGAAACUUAAAGAAUCAAGUCAGAAGAAGAGUACAGUUGAUUUGAGCCACACAAUUUUCUAUCUAGUUGGAAGUAUCAUAUUCAGAUCCACCUUUGGGCAGCGUUUGGACGAGAACAAGCAUGUCAAUAAGGAAAAGAUCAAAGAACUCAUGUUUGAUGUCCAGCAAGUUGGAUCUUUAAGUAGCUCUGAUCUUUUCCCUGCUGGUGUAGGGUGGUUUAUGGACUUUGUUUCAGGACGUCACAAGAAACUUCACCAAGUUUUCACUGAGGUUGAUACUCUGUUGAAUCAUAUAAUUGAUGAUCACCUGAGAAACCCUAUAGAAGAAACAACUCGUGAUCGUCCUGAUAUCGUUGACUCGCUCUUAUAUAUGAUAAAUAAACAAGAACAAGAUGAAUCUUUCAAGCUCACCAUUGAUAAUCUCAAAGGAAUCAUCCAAGAUAUAUAUCUUGCUGGAGUAGACACAAGUGCCAUCACCAUGAUUUGGGCAAUGGCAGAGCUUAUUAAAAACCCGCGUGUGAUGAAGAAAGCUCAAGAUGAGAUCCGAAGUUGCAUUGGAAUCAAAAAAAUUGGAAGAAUCGAUGAAGAAGAUGUUGAUAAGCUUCAAUACUUGAAGCUUGUGAUCAAAGAAACCUUAAGAUUACACCCAGCAGCUCCCCUUUUACUUCCAAGAGAAACAAUGGUUGAUAUCACGAUUCAAGGCUACGACAUUCCUCGGGAAACACUUCUUUUGGUUAACGCAUGGUCGAUAGGACGAAGCCCUGAUCUUUGGAAAAACCAUGAGGAGUUUAAUCCAGACAGGUUUAUCGUUUGUCCUAUUCACUACAAAGGAAAUAAUUUUGAGAUGUUACCAUUUGGUUCUGGUCGGAGGAUAUGUCCAGGGAUAGCUUUUGCGAUUGCGACUGUUGAAUUGGGACUAUUGAACUUGCUUUACUUCUUUGAAUGGAGACUGCCUGAAGAGGAUAAAGAUAUUGACAUGGAAGAGGCAGGUGAUGUCACAAUUACGAAGAAAGUUCCUCUUAAACUUCUCCCAGUUUUUCAUCACUGAGUGAUGUCCCAAUUUAUGAAUAAAUGUUAUUUUGGUUAUGUUGUUGUGGGAAAUUGUUGACUAAUAAUAGUCUAACUAGAUACGAUCCGCAUGUACGUGCGUGAUUGAUUUCAAAAACUAUGUUUACUGUAAA
This is a messenger RNA of Camelina sativa (false flax), 2002 nucleotides long. RefSeq names its product cytochrome P450 71B3-like. Gene Ontology annotation, molecular function: oxidoreductase activity, acting on paired donors, with incorporation or reduction of molecular oxygen; monooxygenase activity; iron ion binding. The record is from RefSeq and is a predicted model, not a curated record. Lineage: Eukaryota; Viridiplantae; Streptophyta; Magnoliopsida; Brassicales; Brassicaceae.